AUGCUCGUGUACGGCGCGUCGUGUCCUUUUUUUCACCGUAGUACGACUGCUGCAGCUUUGCUAAAAGUGAAAACUAAACAGUUAGGACUUAAAACUGUUAAGUUACUGCAAGAUGUACCUACACGGUGGAAUUCUGCGUGUGAUAUGCUGGAGAGGUUUCUUGAACUGCAGCCCGUAAUCUACGCUGUACUAGUGGCUAAAGAAAUUCGUAGAAAUGUGAAUGACAUAUCAACAUUAUCUGAGGCAAAUAUCACGAUAGCAGAGGACAGUGUGGCGUGCCUUCUUCCACUGAAAGCAAUUAUAACUGUAUUAUGCACAGAGAAGAUGCCUACUGUAGCUAUCAUUCUUCCACUCCAGAGGAAAUUGUUGACAAGUGUUCUGGUUUCUAAAGAGAUGGAUUCUGAUGUUAUUAAACAGAUGAAGAAGGCCAUGGCUUCUGAUCUGGAUAGCAGGUAUGCCAAUAAGCAGGUGUUUCUGCAGGAGUGUACUGUUUUGGAUCCUCGCUUUAAAGCAUCCUGUGUCACUACAGAGCAGCAACAUGAGGUGUAUGACAGACUUGCUACCGAAGCAGCUUGUUUGAAGCUACAACCUCAGUUACCUGUAUCGGUAGAACCGAGCACAUCAACCCCAACAGUUACUGACCUACCGACGUUACCAGGCUUGCCAGAUGUUGAAUCAACUGAUUUACAGUCCGAUGUCAGACUAGUAGAUGAUGUCAAGUCUGUCACUGCAAUCACGACAAAGAUUACUAAUGACCUCACUACUCAGUCUGGUUGUGCUAGUGGUGGUGGUAUAGCCUCUAUUUUGGGUGAUGUUGUUUUUAUAAAGGAGGAGAUGUUACCCCAGAAAUCCAAUUUGGCACAGGCUAUAUUUGAGAUUGAUGUGUUCAAGGGACAGGCACUAAUACCAGUGUCAGAAGACCCAUUGGUAUGGUGGAAAGGACACCAAUGGCAGUUUCCCCUUCUCUCCCAGUUAGCAAAGAAAUGGCUGUGUAUUCCAGCGACCUCGGUACCACCCGAGCGUGUAUUCAGUACAGCUGGGGACAUUGUAACAGCACAGAGGGCCGUACUCAAUCUUGAAGUAGUAGACAUGUUGAUUUUCUUGAAAAAAUAA
Gigantopelta aegis is the source of this 1113-nucleotide messenger RNA. Its product is annotated as E3 SUMO-protein ligase ZBED1-like. Gene Ontology annotation, molecular function: protein dimerization activity. Lineage: Eukaryota; Metazoa; Mollusca; Gastropoda; Neomphalida; Peltospiridae. The transcript is spliced from 3 exons. The coding region runs from base 1 to 1113 and encodes 370 amino acids. The record is from RefSeq and is a predicted model, not a curated record.